UGUCCCAGAUGCCCAAGCUCCUGUCCCAGAUGCCCAGGCUCCUGUUCUAGAUGCCCAAGCUCCUGUCUCAGAUGCCCAAGCUCCUGUCGUAGAUACCCCAGUACCUGCUCCAGAUGUCAUAAAAAGUGCCUCAAAUCAAAGUAGCAAUGGUGGACUUGGCAAUACCGUUGCUAAGCACUACAAUCAGCUGGAGGAGACUGGUUUAGAGGCUCGUGUCCAGAGCAGAAUAUUCUACAUGAGAAAUCUGAACAAUUGGAUCAAAAGUGUUGUUAUUGCUGAAUUCAUACAAGAGAUUCGGAAACGGAACGGUAGUGCUUACGAAAUCAAUGCAUUGGAUUUAGGCUCUGGUAAAGGAGGUGACUUGCUCAAAUGGAAGAAGGGGAAUAUCUCACAUUUGAUAUGUGCUGAUAUUGCAGGCACAUCAGUUGAGCAGUGUGAAACUCGUUACAAAGAAAUGGUUGAGAGGAACUCCAGAGAUAGGUACCAACAAACCAUGUUCACAUCUGAAUUCAUCACCGCAGACUGUACCAAGGAUCGGUUAAAAGACCGCUUCAGCGACCCCAACUCUGCCAUUGAUCUCACUAGCUGCCAGUUCGCAUAUCACUACUCAUUUGAAAGUUAUGAACAGGCUGAUAGGAUGUUACAGAAUGCAUGUGAGGCUCUGAAACCUGGUGGUUACUUCAUUGGGACCACGCCUAAUGCCUUUGAAUUAAUCAAAAGAUGGCGGGCCGCGGAAGGAAACAAUUUCGGUAAUGAAAUCUACCAGGUCACAUUCGAUAGCGACAACAAAGAAGACAUUCCUUUAUUUGGUGCCAAGUACAUGUUCCACUUAGAAGGGGUAGUCGACUGUCCAGAGUUUUUGGUGCACUUCCCAACUUUUGUCAAGUUAGCAAAGAAGCAUGGUAUGAAUCUACUCUACAAGAAAACGUUUGCAGAAUAUGUCGCCGAAAAUUCCAAGAAAUCUGACAGUCGCUCUCUACUUGGGAAAAUGCAAGCCUUGGAGCCGUAUCCUGCAGAUGACGACAGUGCUCUGUUGUGUAAAAAAUAUGAUGGGUACAAUGCAGCGAAAGAGGCUCAUGCCAAGUUAUACGAAGAGGCAAGGGAGAGGGGUGACCAUGAUGGCAAACUCAGGCGUCUCAAGGUGGGCACCUUAUCCCAGGACGAUUGGGAUGCCUCCACCUUGUACAUCGUGUUUGCCUUUCAAAAAGAUGGCGGGCAGUUGCAGGAAUCGACAGAGCACACAACAACUCCAAGCAGGAAGCGCACUCGUUGGGAAUCUGAGCAAACUACUCAAGAUACGGAGCAGACGGCAAGCCCGAGUAGAAAGCGCCCUCAUGAGGAAGCUGAGGUUACCGCGCAAGAAACUGUGGAUCAAGAAAUGGCAGAAGAUACCGUAGCCCAGGGAGAAUCAGUUGUUGUGACUGAAAGGGCAGAAGAUACUGCAGACCAAGCUUAUGUUGUGGCUGAAAUGACAGAAGAUACUGCAGACCAAGCUGACGUUGUGGCUAAAAUGGCAGAAGAUACUGCCGACCAAGCUGACGUUGUGGCUGAAAAGAGCAGUGAAGUUGAGUAAACGGCCACCGUCAUCCAUUUGAUACUGUAUUGUCAUUUCAAUCACUACAGAUUACAUAGACAAAGCGAAAUAUCUACUAGGACAUGCUACUUAUCAAUAGAAGGGUGUCAAUAAAAUGUGUGUAUGGAUUUCCAUGUCUUGUGGACUGGCUUGAAUGAUAUGGAUGGCAAGGCAUCCAGGUUCAUGUGGUGGGUUAGCCAUCAGGCUGUCGGUGUGUUUGGAUUUCAGAUCCCAAUGAGGUCUGAGGUAGCAACUUGCAUACAUGUAUCCUCAGCUGCAGCUAGUAUUCAAAAUUAAAUGUAAAUUCAGAAUGUUAGAAGAGCUUUCUAGUAAUGAACUAUUUUUGACAAAGUUCAAUACUGUGCUGGUAUAGUGUUGUAAUACCAAAUGCAUUUAGACUCAAUAAAGUAAAGUGUAAAAAAUCAAAAA
Molecule: messenger RNA, 2002 nt
Organism: Lineus longissimus
Lineage: Eukaryota; Metazoa; Nemertea; Pilidiophora; Heteronemertea; Lineidae
Product: mRNA cap guanine-N7 methyltransferase-like
Exons: 10
Coding region: 236-1573 (445 amino acids)
Biological process (GO): 7-methylguanosine mRNA capping
Cellular component (GO): nucleus
Molecular function (GO): mRNA 5'-cap (guanine-N7-)-methyltransferase activity
Source: RefSeq, a predicted model, not a curated record